AUGAUCCUCGUGACCUUUCAAAUGCAAACUAGUGUAUUUGGACGACCAGAAGAUGAUUUUAAAAACCAAGACUACAACAAUAAAAAUCCAUACUAUUUUGAUCCUUUGGAUUUGAUUCGACCUGGACGAGCAACAUCACCUGGGAUUUUUCCUCCAAAUUAUCUUGGCGCAUUUCUAGGUCCGAAUUUUGCAUCCUACAAAUAUUGUUUAGAGUCGGUCGCGCCUGGCUUUGAGUAUAUAUGCAAUAAUAUAGGAGUUUAA
This is a messenger RNA of Ambispora leptoticha, 261 nucleotides long. The record is from the annotation of a GenBank genome assembly. Lineage: Eukaryota; Fungi; Glomeromycota; Glomeromycetes; Archaeosporales; Ambisporaceae.